Molecule: messenger RNA, 1885 nt
Organism: Xiphias gladius (swordfish)
Lineage: Eukaryota; Metazoa; Chordata; Actinopteri; Istiophoriformes; Xiphiidae
Product: spindle pole body component 110-like
Biological process (GO): intraciliary transport
Cellular component (GO): axoneme
Source: RefSeq, a predicted model, not a curated record
CACACACACUGCUGAGGCUAUUUUUGUCUCCAGGCUCCAUGAGUGCAGGAUUGGUGGGAUGGCCCCUAGGGGCGCAGCACCACACUAACUGAUUGGCAACUUCAGCUGUCUCUCGGCGCGGGGGACAGGGAAGUUGGUUUCCAGCUUCUUGCUGAGCUCAUAUUUGGACCGAAAUAGCACUGGCCAGCACUGUAGGCUGCAAGUCUUUGGUUUCCAAACGCAGAGUGGAAAAGCCUGUAAAAGAAGUGAUGUGUGAGAGGCAGCAGGGCCUGAUGCAGCAGGCCUUGUUUCACAAGAAAGGGGGUGACAGUGACAGUGACACUGUGAGCUGCAGCAACACCUCCAGCUGGUCCACUCCCUCCAAACUGUGCUGUGGCUCUAACAGUCCACAAUGCUCAUCUGACUGUGAAGGCCAAGCUGAUUCGCUCACAGACGAGACCCCAGAGGUCAAGUCAUCAAACAAGAUGCAAGGAUCAAAACAAUCUUGGAGAAAGAAGAUAAAAAAAGGCCAAAGGGCCUACAAACAGAAGACAAACUACACUGCGCGCUGCCAAGUCCUGAAGCUGCCUCCGAUUCAGCCCCUGCUGGUUUCAAAGCAGAGGAUCCAGUCUGCCACCUUCUGCACCAAGGAGCUUGAGAGUCAGGUGUGGGAUCUGCAGCAGCAGCUGAGGGAGGCCCGGACUGAGAACAAACUGCUGAAGAGGGUCCAGCAUCGCCACACUGUGGCACUGCAGCGCCUCCAAGACUUAGAGGGCAGUAUUUCCCGGAUCCUCACCAAGCGCAACAAUGAGACUCGAGUCCUGCAGGGGCUGCUCCAUGAGACCCGCGCCUGCCGUGACCACCUGGCAUGGCAGCUACAGGCCAGAGAGAACAAGCUGCUGAGCCCAAAUGCCACUCUCCAGCACCUGCAGCUACUCAACCAGGAUCACAGCCUGCUGGAGAGGGAGGAGCUCACCCUUAUGUUGGCCAUGCUGGAGGAGAAGGACAAGGGGAUACUGGACUUUGAGAAGCAUCUGAAGUUGUGCCAAGCCUCAUUCAAUCGCCAAAUAGUCACUAAACAGAGAAAGAUCAACGAGGCGAGAAAGAUUUCCUGCUAUCUACAAGAGCAGAUAUAUCAGCUAACCAAGGAAAUUCAAUGUUGCUACAAUCUAGUGCAGGAGUCUUUGGAAAUUGAAAAUCAAGAGACAGAGGAUUCGUCAAAUUUCACGUUAGAAGAGAAUGGCCCAGAGGAGGCAGACACCAGUGAGCAAAACAGUUCUUCAGAAAAGGGGCAGGAACAUCAAAGUGAGGAAGACUGUGCAGAAGCAAAGGAGGCAUCAGAGGCAUUAGAGACCCCACUGGUGUUAGAGAAAAAGCAGGAAACAGAGGAACAUGAAAGCGAGGUGCCCAACAUUUCGGAAAAGUCUCUGAAUACAACUGAACCUACAAGAAAAGGAUACAAGCUCCGCAAAAUCAAACGCAACUACACCUUCAGGCAAACUACUGAGAACCUGCACAGUGCAAGACCUGCCGACAGCUGUCUGGACAUGAGUCCCCGUGAGGGCACCAAGAGCCUGACAUGGCUGGUGGUCCCCAGCAGCGGGAUUUGUGAUCUUUGUAUUGCAAGCUGACCAGCUGGGAAAUCCGGUAGAAGUGGAGUAGGCAGUCCAAAAGAUCAAGUGCAAACUGAUAAGGAGCCGAUAGGAAUCUUUUGAGGAUAAUGUUUCACUGUAGUGGAAGCGGACCGGGAAUUUCUCAUGCUUUUGGUCGCUAAUGUAUUUCCCUGAAUAAAUUAUUUUCUGACAUGAGAGCUACACACAGUCCAUUGUGGUUUACCUACUUUAUUUUAAUCCAUUACAGUUGUACUUCAAGAAAACUACCUGGCAUCUUUUUAUUGGUCAACUCC